Messenger RNA from Phalaenopsis equestris, 1928 nucleotides. Its product is annotated as protein ROOT INITIATION DEFECTIVE 3. The record is from RefSeq and is a predicted model, not a curated record. Gene Ontology annotation, molecular function: protein binding. The transcript is spliced from 8 exons. Gene Ontology annotation, biological process: rRNA processing; DNA-templated DNA replication. Lineage: Eukaryota; Viridiplantae; Streptophyta; Magnoliopsida; Asparagales; Orchidaceae. Gene Ontology annotation, cellular component: nuclear pre-replicative complex. The coding region runs from base 415 to 1740 and encodes 441 amino acids.
GGGAAGGCAACGACAACGCAAUGCAGAAAGACCUCCGAAACUCCCAUCUUUCUCCUCUUUCCGUUCCGCUCCUACCAGAAAGAAUUUAGGAAGGUAACCCUCGUUUUCCUCCACCCCAAACCCUUCUCGCGCGCUUUAACUCGUCCAAAUCCCGUAAAUCCGUCUUCCAACGGGAUUUACCAUAUCCUAGAUUCAAUGCAAAGCGGUUGAAAAACGGGAUUUAAGAACCUGUAGGAUUUACGAAUGCGUUUUUGGCCAUCUUAAAACCGGCCACCGUACAGCCCAUGGUUCGAUUCUUCAGUGAAAAAAAGACCGAGCAUUUGGUUGUUUUUUAAUCAGUUGCCAAUUGGCUGGAAAGGCUUGUUUUGGUUAAACCCAGUCUUUUGCCCGAUUCUGCAACGAGAAAGCUUUGGGAUGGAGUUGAUCGUGGCAUCCUCCUCGGUUGAUACUGGUAUUGGAUGUUGGGACCUCGUUUCGGGGGCUGAGCAGCUACGCUAUCGAUCAUGCGCCUCACCUCCUCAUGGAUUAGUCUCAGUCUCCAAGCGGUUCCUUGCCUCUUCACAACUCCGUGAAAGCCCUUCUUCAUCAUCGGCUCCGAUUUUUUUCUGGUCUUCGGAAAAGCCACAGGUCCAAGUUAGAAGCUUCCCGGCCGAGCCUAUUGGUCCUCUGAUUUCUGAUUCUGAUGGCUCCUACAUUAUUGGCGGGGGUACAUCUGGUGCUAUUUUUAUAUGGGAGGUAGCGAGUGGCAAGCUCCUCAACAAGCUUAUUGCACACUAUAGAUCUGUCACUUGCCUGACUCUAUCUGAGGAUGAGUCGCUACUGAUUUCUGGGUCUGAGGAUGGAAACGUCAGAGUUUGGCCUCUCUUAAUGAUUUUUGAUGAUGCGAUGAAGGAGUCCGGUGAGAAUAUUUAUAUACACAGUUUUUCAGAGCAUGCUUUACGUGUAACGUCAAUUAUUUCAGGCCACGGAUUGUGCAAUUCAAUUGUUAUAUCAUCCUCAGAGGAUCGUACUUGUAAGGUUUGGAGUUUAUCAUUGGGAAGGUUGCUUAGAAGCAUUACAUUUCCUUCCAUAAUUGAUGCAGUUGCAAUGGAUCCGGGGGAGCAUAUAUUUUAUGCUGGUUGUAGAGAUGGCAAAAUAUAUAUUGCCACACUUAAUGCUGAGUGGAAUCAUACUGGAAAUUAUGGAAAAUUUAUUAUAGAUUCACUAUCUGAUAACGGUAAGGCCAUUACUUGUUUAGCAUUUAGCAUGGAUGGUGUCACCCUUGUGUCUGGAUCAGAGGAUGGUAUAAUCCGAGUUUGGAAUACUAGAAAUGGACAAAUGACUCGAUUUUUGAAACACGCCAAAGCCCCUAUCAGUAACAUUCUUAUUAUCAGGCAACCAACUAAAAUUUCUCAAGUGUCCUUAUCUAGAAAGCAAGAGAAAUUGCUAAUGGCACAGCCUUUGGAUAAAUAUAUAGACUCCAGAGAAGAUGAAGUUGAGAGCAAAGUGGUUAAAAUAUUUCAACAUAAUUCUAAUGACUCAGAUAAGAACUGUUACUGUGCUGCCCAUGUCUUGAGCAGUCAACUUAAAGAGCUUCAGCAAAAUGCUUCUUCUGGAGCUGCACAAAUGGAGUUGGAAAGGUUGAGAGGACAAUGUCAGAGAUCAGUGCAAAUGGCCCAGCAGUGGAAAAAUUUAUAUAAAGCCCUUCAGACUACCGUUGUUAAGGAGCUUCUUAGUGGAGUUAACGCUGGUAGCAGCUAAUGCAACUCAGGCAAUUAUUUUUCCUUCAAAAAAUUUUGCUUUAGGCUUCUUGAAAUAGUUCUUUAUUGCUGUUGUGGUAGAAAAAUAGGGAAACAGAUGGCAGUUUGUUUUGAUGGCGUUUAUGUUAGAAAUUUUAUUGACAGAAUUUGAUUUGAGAAAAUAAUUUUAAAUAGCAAAAGAAGAAACUC